AUGGGAAGGACCGUGCCUAACGUGAGUCUGGACUUUGGUCCAGGCCGCGGAUACGGUCAGGUUCCUCCUGGCAGGGACUCUCCUCCUGCACUCACCACUGACGGACAUCCCAUUGGCUCUCCAGUCCACUCAGUUCCUCGAGGCAGGGACUCUCCUCGUGUACUCGCUGAUGCCGGAUCUCUCGGUUCUACUUUCAGCUUUGACGGCUCUUCUCUCAGCUCUCUUUUCAACUCUCCUCUCGGCUCUCCAGCAGCCCCUCCCCAUGAUGAAACUGAACAGCUGACAAACGGGGAAAUGGAAGCCGACGAUGGAUCUCCUCUUGGCUCUACACUCAGCUCUCCAGUCCACUAUGUUCCUCCUGGCAGGGACUCUCCUCCUGCACUCACCACUGACGGACAUCCCAUUGGCUCUCCAGUCCACUCAGUUCCUCGAGGCAGGGACACUCCUCGUGUACUCGCUGAUGCCGGAUCUCUCGGCUCUACUUUCAGCUUUGACGGCUCUUCUCUCAGCUCUCUUUUCAACUCUCCUCUCGGCUCUCCAGCAGCCCCUCCCCAUGAUGAAACUGAACAGCUGACAAACAGGGAAAUGGAAGCCUUGUUGACUGCCCGUAGUAAUGUCUCGAAAGCUGAAGCUCUCCUCAUGCUAAUGAGUUACAUUGCAAAACAUAACAUCACAGGUGUCCAGCUCACUGAUCAACCAAUUAUUUGGUCAUGAGGUCCUGCCUAGGUCUAAGUAUCUCUUCAACAAAGUUUUCAAUGAACAAUCCAAAGACAUCUCUUUCCAGAUAUAUUGUCAACAAUGUAAACAUCUCAUUGGCACAAGUCAUGAAAUCACUAACAGAAAACAUUGUGUAACUUGUGGGACUGCCUUUGAAACAGAUGAAACUGAACGGUGGUAGCUUCUUCCUCAGCUUACCUUUAGACUCGCAGAUCCAGGCCUUUCUUGAAAACAGUGAUGUGUCCAGUCAUUUGAAUUAUCGUUUCAUUAGAACAAAGAGUAAUCAUUUGUGAUGGUGUGAAAUACAAGGCACUUGCAGGGCCGGGUGAAAUCCUCUCUAACCCAAAUAACUUGUCCUAUACAUUUAAUUCAGAUGGAUCACCUUUGUUUAAGUCUGCCAAAUUUUCUAUGUGGCCAAUUCAUAUUAUGAUCAAUGAACUUCCGCCUGCAAUGAGGUCAAAACACUUGAUUUUAGCAGGCCUGUGGUGUGGACCCUGUGAGCCGUUGAUGGAAAUUUUUCUCAAGCCUUUCGUAGAACAAGCAAAGAAACUGGCAAAUGUUGGUGUAACUUGGAGAAAUCAAGGUGAGCUUGUCAAAAGCAAAUUAGUUGGCCUUUGUUGUAGUGUCGAUUCCAAAGCAAGGCCACAGAUGCUGAAUACGACCCAGUUCAAUGGCUACUAUGGCUGCAGCUUUUGUUUGCACCCGGGAGAAAUAGUGGGGAGAGUCAUCAAGUACCCGGUCUCUGCUGAUUCUUAUGAAGACCGCACAAAUGAGAUGAUGCUACAGGACAUGGAGUUGGCUGUCAGAACUGGCAGAACUGUCAGAGGUGUUAAAGGUCCAACACCACUGAUAAAUUUGCCUUACUUUGAUGUUGUUUGGGGCUUUGUACCUGACUAUAUGCAUGCCACAUUACUGGGAGUUUCAAGGCAAAUUACAAAACUUUUAGUUGACAGUACGUCCUGCCGAGAACCGUACUAUGUCGGUAGUCCUGCCAAGUUGAGGGUGAUUGAUGCCAGAAUUGUGUCAAUCAAACCACCGCAUUUGAUCACUAGACUUCCUAGGAAAUUGUCUGACCGAAUUCACUGGAAAGCGACAGAAUGGCGGAAUUGGCUCUUGUUUUAUUGUGUUCCAUGUUUGAGUGGGUUUUUGCCAAAACAGUACUUGGGAAACUUGUGUCUGUUAGUGUCUGCUCUCUUUCUUCUUUUGCAAGAUCAGAUUUCUUCAGAUGACAUCGGCAAAGCCGAAACUUUACUCCUGGAAUUUACAUACAGGUUUCAAAUGUUGUAUGGUGAGUCAGAAAUGACAUUCAAUGUUCAUUUGCUCAGUCAUCUCGGAAAGUCUGUGAGAUUGUGGGGUCCGUUGUGGGCUCAUUCAGCCUUUCCUUUUGAGAGUGCAAAUGGCUCUCUGCUGAAAUUAGUCUCAGGAACAAAGGCAGUUGCCCAGCAGAUAGCCAAUAAGUACCUGGCAUACAGCUCAAUUCCAAGCUUUGCUUUGAAGUACUCAAAAGAUCAAGUGUCUGUGCAAAAAUGAACAAUUUUCCAACCGUUAAGAAAGCUGUCAGAUGUGAUGACUGUGUACUUCUUGAUAAUGGCAUGGUCCACAUACCUAGUCCAGAAGAGCAGCUUUUGUUAGCUGGCUACGGGUUGUGUCCUCUGAAUGAAGUUGUUGUUCAUAAAAGGAUGCUAAGACAUGGCUUGAUAUUCACAAGUAAGGAAUAUACACUGUCUCGAAGACGGAAGGAAUGUUAUGUCGAACUAACCAGUGGUAGGUGUGGAGAAAUUGAAAAGAUUAUAUAUCUACCCAAUGAUGAUGUGGUGCUGAUUUUUAAGCCAUUUUAUGUGGUCCAUGCUUUCCCAUUGUUGCAUCCAUAUGGCUUUGUUCCACAUAUCAAACUGGUUGAUCAUUUUGAGCCUUCCACACUUGUGCCAGUGGAACACCUCAAAGGUAAACGCAUGUGCUUUUCAGUGAGUGACAACCAAUACAUGUGUUCCUUUCCAAACACUCAUGAAAGAGACUGAAAGCGAAUUCUGUGACCCAAAGUUGAGGUUACCAUGUUACCAGUUGUCUCAUGCCCCUCUUAGUUGGCCAUGCAAAUUGUGGGCUGACCUGGACUGCCUAGUAUCUGCCUUUGCGUCUGGCGGGGCCUGGCUUGUGCUUCAUGGUUGGAUCUUGCGCCUGGCAGACCAGCCUGGGCAGCCCUUCUGCCUUUCAGGCUUGGUCUUUGCGUCUUGCGGGGCUUUGUCCUGAUUGGCAUGUAUAUAGUGUACAUUUGUAAAUAGUUUGUUGGUUGUAUCAGAUUAGAUUAGAU
This is a messenger RNA of Alosa sapidissima (American shad), 3025 nucleotides long. RefSeq lists its product as uncharacterized. Lineage: Eukaryota; Metazoa; Chordata; Actinopteri; Clupeiformes; Clupeidae. The record is from RefSeq and is a predicted model, not a curated record. The transcript is spliced from 5 exons. Bases 1 to 714 code for a protein of 237 amino acids.